This is a messenger RNA of Lactuca sativa (garden lettuce), 2030 nucleotides long. Its product is annotated as ferrochelatase 2. NCBI's taxonomy places the organism in Eukaryota, Viridiplantae, Streptophyta, Magnoliopsida, Asterales, Asteraceae. The record is from RefSeq and is a predicted model, not a curated record. Gene Ontology annotation, biological process: heme biosynthetic process. Gene Ontology annotation, cellular component: mitochondrion. Gene Ontology annotation, molecular function: protoporphyrin ferrochelatase activity.
UUUGACAGGUGGCAGUAUUUGAGAUGCUCAACUACUGUCAAUGGUGAGUAAAGUGUUGGGAUUUUAAUGGCCGAUACCAUUAUCAGCUCCAUAAUUAUCAGCUCACCCUCUCCUCUUUCUUGCAUUCUUUUUCUCCCAAAAUUCCAAUUCACAAAAUUUCAUACACCCCUAAUCCACAAAUCCUCGAUAAAUAGUAAAGAUAUACCAGUCCAAGAAAUAUACUUUUUUGCCAAUUACAUACAAGAAAAACGAUGAAUCAUCAAUCUAUGAACAUCCGAAUUCAGGCACCAUGCCCCCCUUCUCCUUCUUCUGCAUUUCCUCCAAGAUUUCAUCAGAAAACCUCUUUAAUAUUGCCACGAGCAAUUUGCUCUUCUGAAGUUGUAUCCAAUGUUGUGGUGCAAAUGGAGGUCUCUUCUGAUACGAGCAACUCAUCUCUUACAACUUCAAAACAUAAACGCGCCUUUGGGUGUUCAACAAAACGAUCCUUGUUAAAACAGCCACUCAACAAAGAUUUAAAGCCAUUGAGGGCAUUAUUGUCAUCCACCACACAAGACGCAUCAGCUUCUGUUGUUAAUGGUGGAAAGAUAGGAGUGUUGUUGCUCAAUCUUGGAGGUCCUGAAACUCUUGAUGAUGUGCAACCUUUUUUAUUCAACCUUUUUGCAGACCCGGAUAUUAUUCGACUACCAAGAUUGUUUCGUUUUCUUCAAAAGCCUUUGGCACAAUUUAUAUCAGUUGCUAGAGCACCCAAAAGCAAGGAAGGGUAUGCUGCAAUUGGUGGUGGGUCCCCUCUUCGCCAGAUCACCGAUGAUCAGGCUAAAGAGUUAAGGAAAGCACUUUAUGAAAAGAAUGUUCCAGCAGAAGUGUAUGUAGGUAUGCGUUACUGGCAUCCUUUCACUGAAGAAGCAAUCGAGCAGAUAAAAAAAGAUGGUGUGAACAAGCUGGUUGUACUUCCUCUAUAUCCUCAAUUCUCAAUAUCAACAAGUGGUUCAAGCCUUAGACUCCUUGAAAGUAUCUUUAGGGAGGAUGAAUACCUUGUUAACAUGCAACACACAGUUAUACCUUCAUGGUAUCAACGUGAGGGGUACAUUAAAGCCAUGGCUGAUUUAAUUCAAAAAGAACUCAUAAGAUUCGAUCGCCCUGAAAAGGUGAUGAUUUUCUUUAGUGCUCAUGGGGUGCCAGUUGCAUAUGUUGAAGAAGCUGGUGAUCCUUAUAAGGCAGAAAUGGAAGAAUGUGUGGAUUUGAUAAUGGAGGAAUUACAGAGAAGAAAGAUAAAUAAUCCAUAUACUCUGGCUUAUCAGAGUAGAGUGGGGCCCGUGGAAUGGUUGAAACCCUACACUGAUGAGACAAUCGUUGAACUUGGGGAAAAAGGGGUGAAAAGUCUUCUAGCUGUACCCAUUAGCUUUGUGAGUGAACAUAUUGAAACAUUGGAGGAAAUUGAUGUGGAGUACAAGGAAUUGGCGUUAAAAUCUGGUAUAGAGAAAUGGGGUCGUGUCCCUGCAUUGGGAUGCGAACCCACCUUCAUUCUUGAUUUAGCAGAUGCAGUCAUUGAAAGCCUCCCGUAUGUAGGAGCCAUGGCUGUAUCAAAUCUUGAAGCUCGACAGUCUUUGGUUCCACUAGGGAGUGUAGAGGAGCUUUUGGCAACGUAUGAUUCGCAACGUAGGGAGUUGCCAGCACCAGUUACGGUUUGGGAGUGGGGUUGGACCAAGAGUGCAGAGACAUGGAACGGUCGAGCGGCUAUGUUGGCGGUUAUUGUCUUGCUGUUUCUGGAAGUCAGCACUGGGGAAGGCUUUCUUCAUCAGUGGGGUGUGUUGCCAUUGCAGUUGCCCGUGUUUCCUUGAGAUAUAUAUGGGAUGAUGGAAUAUGGAGGGAAGUGUUCCUAUAUUUUUUUGUUCUAAAUGGGAGGAUUUAAUAGGUGAUUAAAAAGCUAAUUGUAAAGAAUUCUACAUAUACUGCUCUGUUAAUUGUAAUUAUCGGUUAAAAUGCGCUGUCUAUACGCUUGGUGGACUAAAUAAACAGCGAACCCUUUUUCA